This is a messenger RNA of Trichophyton rubrum CBS 118892, 1554 nucleotides long. RefSeq lists its product as uncharacterized. NCBI's taxonomy places the organism in Eukaryota, Fungi, Ascomycota, Eurotiomycetes, Onygenales, Arthrodermataceae. The transcript has 2 exons. The coding region runs from base 595 to 1293 and encodes 232 amino acids. The record is from RefSeq and is a predicted model, not a curated record.
UCGCAUAUUUAAUUAGUAGGUAGUAGAGGCUCCUUGCUAUAAUCGCGUACGGAGUACUUCGUACCUUAGUAGCAUAUACCUUAUAGGGUAGUAAGGAAGCCCUGGCCUCCAUUUAAAACUAUUAUCAUUGGCGAAAGCUAGGGGCCGUGAGGCUACUGGUGAUCUGAAGCCAGGCACUUACAGAAACACGAUGGUUGGAUUAGAUGAAGAAGGAGCUUAGUACAUAUCUUCCAGAUCCAUAUAUAUAACGAGGUCUAGGACUAUAAGGUUCCUUUUAAAGUAUUUCGGAAUCUGCAAUAUCCAGGAUUCUGUCUGCAACCGCAGUGGAUCUCCCUAGUUAACUAGUUAGAUGACUUAGCAGAAACCACACCACACCAUAAGCGCCGCAUCUGACCAACGACCGGUACAGAAAGUGGUAAAUACCUGUAACAUAAUAACGAGUUAACUCACCCGAAGAGAGGGCUUCACAGCCGACCAAGCACCAGAAGUCUUCCCCCUUGCCCUGUGAACUCACAGCCAGAACUGCACCGGCCACUGCUUCUCCUUUCAUGAUCAUCCUUAAUAUCAUCUCCUUGUUGGCGACGUUUGGACUUUAUGACCAUGUCUGAGCGUCUGACUUCGACACAUAGCCUGGCAACAGUUGGGCUAGAGAAUCUAUCUCCAGAGCACUUCGAGGUUUUGCAACAGGGUUUCUGGACAAUCCUUUUUACCGAUCUAGCCACAGAGACAUUUGCCCAAGUCGUUGACGGCCGUCCCACGCGUGACGUCUAUCGAGACUAUUUCAACGAGUUUCGCAAAAGCUUCGAGAAUAACAUUCAUCCAAGCAAUGCAGCCUUAGAGGCUGUCGAAUCUUACCGUCGAAAUCUAAACCUUGGUAGUACUCAGAUCAGUGCAAAGCUUGCACAAGCACUCCAAAACGCCAAACCUGGAUCAAGAGAAUUCCACCUGCGUCUGAUUGAGACUCUUGCUGUCCUCUGUCAUGGCAUCGCUGUCCACCUGUACCAAGCCUACGAUGGAGGCUUCUAUAAGCCAGAGCCCCCCGACCCUAUCACAUGGCACGAGGAACUCGUCCCUAAUAUGCCGCCGCCACCGCCCCGUAAAGCUUUACCGGCGGAGCUUUACCAUUUCUCUUACGGCUCCUGGAGCCAAUACCCAAAUGGAGUUGCCGACAUUGUUGGUUACUGGGCGGAGUACCGUCUGUUUGGGGGGGUUGUUCUGUUUGAUCGUGGGGAGACCGGGUUUGAAGUAAGAAGACACUCCUGUAUUUCUCUUGCAAGAUCCUUCAAUCACUAACUCUUAAUCAUUUUCCCACCCUAGUGCAAGGAUAUCUUUAUUCACCCUGUGGGCAGGUAUAUGAUCUUUCAACUCUCAGAAACCCAGGUGCAGGCCUAUAUUAGCUUUCUACAGGGCGGACCACAGCCUCCAUGUGGCAUUCGCUUUAAGGCUGAAGAAUAUGCACGUCGUGUUGAUAAAAACUAUGCUAUGGAUAUGAAUAUUUAUCGUGAUAGAUAUGAACGGAUUAUACCUAAGCGGCGGGCACGCUGUAUUAUUCGC